This is a messenger RNA of Centropristis striata (black sea bass), 1974 nucleotides long. It is a transcript of the gene trabd2b, whose product is annotated as TraB domain containing 2B. Gene Ontology annotation, biological process: negative regulation of Wnt signaling pathway. The coding region runs from base 193 to 1821 and encodes 542 amino acids. Gene Ontology annotation, molecular function: Wnt-protein binding; metalloendopeptidase activity. Gene Ontology annotation, cellular component: organelle membrane. The transcript has 7 exons. NCBI's taxonomy places the organism in Eukaryota, Metazoa, Chordata, Actinopteri, Perciformes, Serranidae. The record is from RefSeq and is a predicted model, not a curated record.
CUGAGCGGCGGAGAGCGUCAGGAAUGGCGAAGGAGCGGAAUGGUCCUCCAGCCGCGCGGCACAUGUGAGCCAAGAGGCCACCGGUAACCGUUUUUUUUUUUAUUAUUAUUUUUGAAAGGACACAGGGAAAGGGGGCAGAGAGAAGACAGCGGAGAGGAGAGACAUCUGAGAGCUGACUGUCACCUCGACACGAUGGUCUGUCUGCGGGGAUUCAGCUGGGUCUUCCUGAGCGCUCUCCUGCACAAUGUGGCACCCUGGGGCGCACACCGACCGGACAGACCGAGGCAGUGCGACGCGCCGAAGUCGCAAAGUGACAUGAACUCUUUCCUGUGGAGAGUAAAGCGAGCUCCCCCGCACCCACCUUCCUACUUAUUUGGGACCAUCCACGUGCCCUACACUCGAGUCUGGGACUUCAUCCCAGACAGGUCCAAACAGGCUUUUCACAACAGCCAGAAUGUGUUCUUUGAGCUGGACCUGACUGACCCUCUGACCAUCUCCAAGCUGACCAGCUGCCAGCUGCUGCCCCACGGGGAGAACCUGCAGACUCUGCUACCUCGAGACUUGUACCGUCGUCUCAAACGCCACCUGGACUAUGUCAAACACAUGAUGCCGUACUGGAUGACGGCCGACCAGAGAGGCCGCGGCCUCUACGCUGACUACCUGUUCAACGCCAUUGCGGGAAACUGGGAGAGGAAAAGGCCGGUGUGGGUGAUGCUGAUGGUAAACUCGCUGACUGAGUGGGACGUUCGGUCCAGGGGGACGCCUGUGCUGGAUCUGUUCUUGGCUCAAGAGGCUGAGAGGAUGAGAAAGACGACAGGGGCGGUGGAGCGGGUGGAGGAGCAGUGUCACCCCCUCAACGGGCUCAACUUUUCUCAGGUGCUGUUUGCUUUGAACCAGACGCUGCUGCAGCACGAGGGCGUCCGAGCUGGCAGCCUGCAGGGCUCCUACACCACUGAGGACCUCAUUACCCACUACAACUGUGGAGACCUGAGCUCCAUCAUCUUCAACCAUGACACCUCACAGCUGCCUCACUUCAUCAACAGCUCCCUGCCAGCUCAUGACCGCAUGACCGCCCUGCAGAUCGACAGCUACUUCCGCCAAGAGCUCAUCUACAAACGCAACGAGAGAAUGGCUCGCCGUGUGUCCGCCUUGCUGCAGAGAAAUCCCAACCAGACAUACUUUUUUGCAUUUGGUGCAGGUCACUUCCUGGGGAACCACAGCGUGCUGGACAUCCUGAGGCAGGAGGGCUACGAGAUCGUCCACGUGCCCCCUGAUCACCAAGAGCCAGUCACAGAGAGCCAACCAGAUAAAGAGGCUGCAGAUCACUCCAGCGAGGAGGGCACCGACACCAGCACGACAUCUCCUGACAGCUGGCUGAGCAGUCCAUCGGACAUGGAGCUGGAGCUGGACGACCCAGAGAACAUGCCCGGCCUCGGAGACGAGGAGCUGCCUCACAUUCUGCUCCCAGACAGCCUGAGCCAGCUGGAGGAGUUUGGACGACACAAGCGGCCUCGCAAAGCUCACCGCGGCCACGGGAGGACCCGCCUCUUCAGUGACCUGUGGGUCCGCAUCGGGGAUAGCACUACUCCUCCACCCAAUGUGAGGAUAAUCAAUGGCUACGUGACGGUGGAGCCUCCGCUGACUCAUCAAGAGCAGCACAGGCGGAUGGACGUCCCCGCCACGGAGCGCCAUCCCAGUCCGGCUUCCUCCCCUCCGCCCAACCCCAACCCCAGCUCCGCCCAGCCAGCCUCGCUCCACAGCGCGCUCACACUGUCUUGUAUCUUCGCCUGGCUGUUAUCACACAUGCUGUUCACCUCCUGACCACAGGACAGCGUUAUCUCACAGACACUUCACUACAGACACUACUGCCUCCAUACCAGAGCAGUGGAAUGUACCUGAUAAACAAGGAACAACCGUCAAACACACGCAGAAAAGAGAUGGAGGAACAAUCCUGCUGUCAUUCUCCACCUACAG